Colletotrichum destructivum is the source of this 1593-nucleotide messenger RNA. Its product is annotated as Putative purine-cytosine permease. Lineage: Eukaryota; Fungi; Ascomycota; Sordariomycetes; Glomerellales; Glomerellaceae. The record is from RefSeq and is a predicted model, not a curated record. The transcript is spliced from 4 exons. Gene Ontology annotation, molecular function: nucleobase transmembrane transporter activity. Gene Ontology annotation, biological process: transmembrane transport; nucleobase transport. Bases 1 to 1593 code for a protein of 530 amino acids. Gene Ontology annotation, cellular component: plasma membrane.
AUGGGUCUCCGGAAGCGCUUGGUUCUCCGCUCCGAGAGCGAGGCGCUCGGGACCGAAGGCGGCCGGCUAUCCAAUAAGGACAUGGACCCGAUCCCGCUGGGCUCGCCGGAGCGCACCUGGGGCUGGCCGAGCUUGCUCGGGUUCUGGAUCGCUGAAGCCUUUUCCAUUUCCAUGUAUCAAGUCUCGUCGACGUCGGUAUCGAAAGGCCUUAACCCGGGAUUCGCCAUCCUCGCCGUCUUCAUCGGCCACGUCUUGGUCUGCGUCCCGGCCAUGCUCGACGGAUACGUCGGGUGCUAUCUCGGCAUCAACUUCCCGGUUCUGACACGAGCGUCGUUCGGCAUCCGCGGUUCGUACGCGGCGGUGUUUGUUAGAGGUGUCGUCGCUUGCAUCUGGUUCGGCACGCAGUCGUUCCAGGGCGGCCAGUGCCUGCAAGUCAUGAUCGCGGCCAUCUGGCCCUCGUUCGACAACUUUCCAAACCACCUCCCGGCGAGCGCACACGUCACCAGUGCCGAGCUGUUGUGCUUCUUCUUGUUCAUCAUUGUCCAGCUGCCACUGCUUUGGCUGCAUGUCAGCAGUUUGAGGUACAUGUUCAUGGUCAAGACUGUCAUCAUGCCCAUAUUUGGUCUGACGUUGUUCAUCUGGGCUCUUGUUGCCGCCAAGGGCUUCGGGCCAACCUUCUCGAAACCUACCGUCAUCAAGGACGGCACGCCCGCCGUCGUCGUCUUCUUCCAAUGUAUCACGAGUGCCAUCGGCCCCAAGGCAACCCUCGCCCUGAACAUGCCAGACUUCACUCGCUACGCCAAGGAGCCUCGACAGGUAUUCUGGACCCAGGCCGUAGGUUUGGUCAUUCUCGUCACCAUGUGCGGUGUCCUCGGCGCCACAGUCAGCAGCGCUUCCGAGGUCAUCUACGGCAAGGUCACCUGGAACCCCCUGGAAGUCGCUCGUCUCUGGAACAACCGCGCCGCGCAGUUCUUCGCGGGCCUGUGCUGGGCGUUUGCGGUCAUUGGGACCAACAUCAGCGCCAACAGCGUGUCUUUCAGUAAUGAUCUGUCUCUUUGGUUUCCAAGAUACAUCAACAACAGACGCGGAGCGUACAUUUGUGCCAUAUUUGGUGUUUGUGCCGUGCCUUGGUACAUCCAGUACAGCGCCAAGUCCUUCUCCUCUUUCCUUGGAGGAUAUUCUCUUUUUCUCGGUGCCAUCGCCGGCGUCAUCAUCUGCGACUUUUGGAUCUGCCGCAAGCGUCAAGUCCAUGUUUCGUCGCUCUACGACCCCAGGGGCAUCCAUUACUACACUCUCGGCGUCAACCCGAGAGCCGUCGUUGCCUUCAUCCUCGCCAUAGUGCCCAACAUGCCCGGCCUGGCGGCUGCAUGCGGUGCGAAAGGGGUUCCCAAGGGUGCAGUGUAUUUGUACAGCUUAAGCUGGCUGGUCAGCACUCUUAUUGCGGGUAUCACCUACUGGACUUGCUGGAAGAUCUGGCCUUUCCCGGUCGACGAGACCAAUGGAGAUUUGUUCAUUGAGAGCCAGGCCCCGAGAGACGAGGAGGACGUAGGGCUGGAGAAGGAUGUAGAAGCGAAGCACGACAUCAAAUGUUGA